AUGGGUGCCUCAUCAUUAUCAUGGCAGGCUGUAAGCGACAUCUUUGCGCUCAUCAAGGAAGCCACCGCCGACACGCAAGCUGGCUUGCCAUGUGCCGGUGUUGUCAUUGUCGGUGACGGCCAAAAUGUAGCUCAAGAGCUCUUCCACGACGUCGACGAGAGUAAAGAUAUCUACUGGCUGGCCUCAUGCACUAAGCUUGUCACAUCUAUAGCAUGUCUGCAGCUCGUCGAGAAGGGUCUUCUGUCGCUCGACGACGCCGAUCAGAUUAAGCGACUCUGUCCCGAGCUGAAGAACAUUAAAAUUGCGACGGAAGACGGCCGCCUGGUGGACAAAAUGACCCGAAUUACCUUGCGAUCGCUUCUAACGCAUACAUCCGGGUUUGGGUAUUCGUUUCUCAGCCCCGCAUUGGAAAAGUACACCUCGGACAGGCGCAGGGCCCCAUUCGAUGAGUUCUCUGGCUCAGAGACGGAAAUGCAUCAGCCGUUGGUUAAUCAACCUGGAAUGACUUUCCAGUAUAGUAUCUCCCACGAUUGGGCUGGGAUACUCGUUCAGCGGACAACAAGCCUUGGACUGAACGAAUACAUGCAGAGGACCAUUUUCAAGCCUUUGGGAAUUACACGUUUGACAAUGUUUCCCGACGAGAAGCUCCAGUCCCACCUCGCCGGCCUAUGGCAGCGCGACGAGGCCGGCCAGCUCAGUCCACGCCCAUUCCCUCUAUCCAGGGCACUCGACGCGGAUCGUCGAAAGGGGAUGUAUAAUAGUGGUGGUGCAGGCUUAUACGGUAGCCUCCGAGAGUUCUCGAAAAUCCUCGUCGCGUUGCUCAACAACGGCACAUCGCCCACGACCAACGAACAAAUUCUCUUGCCAUCCACAGUGAAGGACCUGUUCACAAACCAACUGCCGGAGCAGCCAGACUUAGCUCGCCAACCCCUGCCUACGUGCAAGUCGGACCUCGUGUACCCUGCCCCGGGAUUGUAUCCGCUGUGUCCGCCGACCAAGCCUCAGGGCUGGGGCCUUGGCGCUCUGUUAUCACCAAGUGUCACUGGCCGUUCCGACAGUACCGCUCACUGGGCCGGACUCUCAAAUGUCUUCUGGUGGUGUGAUUGGGAAAGGGGGGUGGCUGGCUUGGUGGGAUCUCAGGUUCUGCCCUUUGCAGACCCCAAGGCGGUCGAACUCUGGGUCAAGGUUGAGACUAAGGUGUAUGAGGGGAUCAAGAAGAAAUAA
Cordyceps fumosorosea ARSEF 2679 is the source of this 1224-nucleotide messenger RNA. RefSeq names its product Beta-lactamase/transpeptidase-like protein. The coding region runs from base 1 to 1224 and encodes 407 amino acids. Lineage: Eukaryota; Fungi; Ascomycota; Sordariomycetes; Hypocreales; Cordycipitaceae. The transcript is spliced from 4 exons. The record is from RefSeq and is a predicted model, not a curated record.